Messenger RNA from Vidua chalybeata, 2252 nucleotides. RefSeq names its product mesenchyme homeobox 2 (gene MEOX2). Bases 274 to 1182 code for a protein of 302 amino acids. NCBI's taxonomy places the organism in Eukaryota, Metazoa, Chordata, Aves, Passeriformes, Viduidae. Gene Ontology annotation, molecular function: RNA polymerase II cis-regulatory region sequence-specific DNA binding; DNA-binding transcription factor activity, RNA polymerase II-specific. Gene Ontology annotation, cellular component: nucleus. The record is from RefSeq and is a predicted model, not a curated record. The transcript has 3 exons. Gene Ontology annotation, biological process: positive regulation of transcription by RNA polymerase II.
CCACCUUCUAUUGGCUUCAACCUCUCCCACUUCUUGACAUCUGAGCAGAUCUGAGAACGGCUCAUCUAGGUCCGCGUGUUUAUGCAGCGGAGACUGGCCACUAGGGCUAAAGACCUGGAUUAUUUGAGCUCAGCUGCCUGCUGCAGAGUCUGUCGGUGCCGUUUUGGAAAAAAAAAAUCCCAGCCCCGAUCUGUUUACAGUGAAAGUUGACAAAGGGUGGUGAAGUUGGAUCUUUCCUAAACUCUCCUGCCUGGAACCUGAGACUUGCAUGCCAUGGAUCACACACUCUUUGGCUGCCUGCGCAGCCCCCAUGCCACUGCGCAGAGCUUGCACCCUUUCUCCCAGUCUUCUCUUGCCCUGCAUGGAAGAUCUGACCACAUGUCCUACCCUGAUCUGUCUUCUUCUUCUUCCUCUUGCAUAAUAGCGGGAUACCCCAAUGAGGAGGGCAUGUUUGCCAGCCAACAUCAUAGGGGGCACCAUCACCAUCACCAUCACCACCAUCACCACCACCAGCAACAGCAGCACCAAGCUUUGCAGACGAACUGGCAUAUUCCUCAGAUGUCGUCUCCUCCCGCCGCGGCCAGGCACAGCCUCUGCCUUCAGCCUGACUCAGGAGGACCCCCGGAGCUGGGCAGCAGCCCCCCUGUCCUGUGUUCGAACUCUUCCAGCCUGGGCACCAACACCCCCACGGGGGCAGCAUGUGCGCCAGGGGACUAUGGCAGGCAGGCUCUGUCCCCGGUGGAAACAGAGAAGAGGUCCGGCAAAAGGAAAAGCGACAGCUCAGAUUCCCAAGAAGGAAACUACAAGACAGAGGUCAACAGUAAACCCAGGAAGGAAAGGACAGCUUUCACCAAGGAGCAAAUCAGAGAGCUAGAAGCAGAAUUUGCUCAUCAUAACUAUUUGACCAGGCUGAGACGAUAUGAGAUAGCAGUAAAUCUGGAUCUCACUGAAAGACAGGUAAAAGUUUGGUUUCAGAACAGACGGAUGAAAUGGAAGCGUGUAAAAGGGGGCCAGCAAGGGGCAGCAGCCCGGGAGAAGGAACUGGUGAAUGUGAAAAAGGGCACGCUGCUCCCCUCCGAGCUCUCCGGCAUCGGCGCUGCCGGGCUCCAGCACACGGGGGACUCACUAGCCAACGACGACAGCCACGACAGCGACCACAGCUCUGAGCACGCACACUUAUGAUACACAGAGAGUGUCCGAGCUCUGUUCUCAGGAAAGAUGCUUUGCUGGAAGGCCUUACACAGGCAUCGUUUACUUAUGCAAGUGACUCUGGCAGUGAUCUUUAAAGUUGUUAUGGAAAAUUCAGGCUUUUUGUGUCUGCUUUUCUUGAUUCUUAGAUGGUUUACAGUAAGUGCCAUGUCUUAAAGGUGCCUCAAGAGUGGAGAAGUGGAAGACAAACUUACUUUGAACAUUCCAGAUUUGUUUGUCGUUUUUAUGACAGCGGGCAGGUAUUUUUGCUUAAGCUUGCACUGAAAAUUACAUUGCUCUCAAAGACGUUAUAUUCUGAAAACCACAGUGCCACAAAAUCACUAUCUAGUGGAUAAGAAAUGUAUUUUUACUCUGUAUAUAUUUACCUUACAGCAUUUUCCUGUCUUCACUAAUUUUUAGCAAUGCGUUCAUAUUAGCUGAUGGCAAUAGUCACUCAUGACAAUAAAUGGCUUUUUGUCUCUGUAUCUUUGUUUUGUUUUACCAAAGACAUACAAUACAUGCAGAUACUUUUGUUCAAGUAGAGAACAAUACAAUAGUGUCUGCUAGGACACAUCCUUGUAUGACAGACAAAACAAACCUUAUGUUGCAUUUACUAUCAACUGCUGCUAAUAGGGUAUUAUUAAAUUUACCUAGCUCCUCAAUUCUUCCUAUCUUAUAAUUGCAAAAAACUGAUUUUUACAAUCAUAAGGAUAGUCCAGUAACCUGCCAAAAAUGUCAUGAUCCACUCAUGCUCAGUGGAAACUUUCCAAAGGAUUAUUUGUCUCUACUUUGUCAUAAUUGAGUACAUUGAUAAAUGCUGAAACUCUACAGAAAUGUUGUUGCUUCAUGUUCAGUUUGAAAAAACAGGAGAUAAACUGAAAGCUGUUAUCAACUGCUUAUGUUGGUAGGAAUCAAAAUAUGAAGGUAACUCUAUAUUGUGUCCCAUGAGUAAAAUCAAAGCAUAUUUUCUGUUAUAAGCUUUUGUGUACAUAUAGGCAAAUACCAAACCCCAAAAUUUACUGCAAACUAUUGAUUGUACUUUGUAAAGAAAUAUGUUUAAUAAA